AAAGCAGCUAUCUUGAAACAACUAUGGAUAAAAAGGAAGAAAAGAAUUGCUUGUGGAUUAAAUGGGUACAUUGUUACUAUUUAAAGCAUGAACCAUUAGAAACUUGUAACAUACCUAAGAAUGCUACAUAGGUGGUGAGGAAAAUUAUAGAAGCGAGAAAAUAUGUGAUGGGAUUGACUUCGAUUCAAGGCAGCUUGGAACACAGGCUACAAGCAGUAGUGGUGUGCAACAACUUCUCCAUAAAGAAGAUGUAUGGCAACCUGUACCCACUCAAACCAAAAGUUCCUUGGAAGAACCUGCUGCUGCACCCAACUAUCCAUCCAAGACACAAGUUUAUUUUAUGGCUUGGAGUGCUGAACAGGUUAGCCACUGUUGACAGACUACUAAAGGUUGGUGUGCAAGUCCCCCAUUCAUGUGUUUUUUGCAAAGGCCCUGAUGAGACUAUGGAGCACCUUUUCUUUGGCUGUCCUAUUACACACACUUUUUGGAGGAGGGCACUAGUAUGGAUAGGGGAACAUAGAACAGUUGGGAGUUGGCAAGAGGAAUUAGAUUGGAUCAACAAUCUACCAAAAAAGAGAUCGGGUAAAGAGGGAAUUCUAUGCUGUUUGUUUGCUAUGGUGAUCAACAUUAUAUGGAGAGAAAGGAACAUGAUGAGGUUUCAAAAUGGCAUCUUUCAACCAGAAAAAGUGUGCAAGGAGUUAGCAAUGUUCAUUCAUAUCAGAGGCAGAGAGAUUAAACAAUGGCAACCUUACCUACAUCAACUGGUGCUAUGGCCUUGAAGAGAGAGCUAGUGCUAAUAUGCACCGAAUAUGGAGUCAUUGUCUAUUGUCCAGUGGCUUUUCGAAUGUUGUUUUACUGCAGGCUUAUGUAAGGCUGAAUAGCCAGGAUAUCAAUACAAAUAGCUUGUAGAUAUGCUGGUUUUUUUGUGCAGUGUCCUUAGGUAUAGAUGUG
Molecule: messenger RNA, 951 nt
Organism: Lycium ferocissimum
Lineage: Eukaryota; Viridiplantae; Streptophyta; Magnoliopsida; Solanales; Solanaceae
Exons: 1
Coding region: 168-779 (203 amino acids)
Source: RefSeq, a predicted model, not a curated record